UUGCAAUCGAGUCAAUCGCCUACAGCGCUCGGCCGGUGCACCACGGGGCACCACGGAGCGCGCUCCUCCGCGGCCGUCUGACCCCUCGUCGAACUUCGGCCAGAACGACAACACAUCGCACCGGCAGCGAGCGGAACCGUGCGACACAGCGAUGUGGACUGAGCCGGCGCGCAGCUCGGCGGUGGGGCCCGACUCUCCGGACGGCGACCUGGACGACGGCGCACGGCCGCUGGUUCGAAUCGAGACGGGCGCGCUGCGGGGGCGCAGGAAGAGGACCGCGAAGGGAGCGGUCUACUUCAGCUUCAGGGGCAUCCCCUACGCCACGCCGCCCCUGGGGGACCUGCGGUUCAGGGCGCCCCGGCCCGCCCAGCCGUGGUCAGGCGUCCGUGACGCGGGCAGCUUCGGGCCGCAGGCCAUGCAGUCGCUGAUGAUUAUCCCCCUGGGGCCGAGGUCGUGGACACCGGGCGGUGUGGCGGCGCACGCCAAGACCGUGCCCGCCUUGCUGCGCGCGGGCUGGAGGGGACUGCGCGCCAAGGAGGACUGCCUCUACGCCAACGUGUACACGCCGCAGCUGCCCCGGCUGGCGUCGCACCCCGGCCUGCCCGUGCUGGUGUUCAUCCACGGCGGGGGCUUCCGCCACAGCGACGGCAGCGACACGCUGCUGGGCCCCGAGUACGUCAUGGAGGCGGGCGGCAUCGUCCUCGUCACCUUCAACUACCGGCUGGGGCCUUUCGGCUUCCUGGCGGUGGGCACCGCGGAGGCGCCGGGCAAUGCGGGCCUCAAGGACCAGGCGCUGCUGCUGCACUGGCUGCGCGACAACAUCGCCUCGUUUGGCGGCGACCCCGGCAACGUGACCCUGGCCGGCGAGAGCGCCGGCGGCGUGGCGGCGCACCUGCACUGCCUGUCGCCGCUGUCGCGAGGGCUGUUCCACCGCGUGAUCGCCUCCUCCAGCCUGGCGUCCUCCGACUGGGCCAUGGAGGAGCAGCCGCUGCAGCACGCGCGCGCCCUGGCCAAGGCCCUGGGCGUGGCCGAGCGCGACCUGGCCGACCCCGACGCCCUGGUGCGUCGCCUGCGCGCCGUGCCCGCCUCCGCGCUGCAGCGACAAUUUCAACGCAUGCACCCCAUCUUCACGCCGCGCCUCACGCUGGGCAUGUUGUUCGUGCCCGUGGUGGAGCCCGCGCUCGACGGCGCGUUCCUGGCCGAGGACCCCGUGACCGUGCUGGCCGAGGGCAGGCAGGCCGACGUGGCCCUCAUGACGGGCAGCAACGACAUGGAGGGCCUCGUCAUCUUCUUGGGCAUCGGCGACGGGGUGUUCGGCCCCAAGGGCAAGGCCAGGGAGAGGGCCUUCAUGGAGGAGUGCAUGCGGCACAGCCCGGCGCGCCUCCUGCCCGUCGACCUGCACCGCGCCCUGGACGGCCGGGAGCGGGCCGCCCUGGCCGGCGACGUCCUGCAGCACUACUUCGGGGACGGCGGCCUCGGCGCCGGCAAGUUCCACCAGUUCAUGGAGCUGUUCGGCGACACGCUGUUCGUGCUGCCCGUCCUGAGAGACAGCCGCCUGCACGCGGCCACCGGCACCGCCCCGGUCUACCACUACUUCUUCAACCACGACGGCCAGCUCAACCUCUUCAAGCAGAUGAUGAAGCUCACGUCGUACCGAGGCGCGUCCCACGCCGACGAGCUGGGCUUCGUCUUCAGGCCGGCAAUCAUAGCGCCGUCGUACCGGGAGUCGAGUCCGCGCGACGCCGCCUGCAAGGCCAACGUGCUCACCCUGUGGAGCAACUUCGUCAAAACUGGGAAUCCAACCCCUCCUGCGCCGCCUGGGUCGAGUGCAGACUUGGGCCUGGCCUGGACGCCGCGGACGGAGGAGUGCCUCCACUUCCUGGAAAUCAACCACAGUCUCACCAUGAGGAGUGGGGCGCUCUACGAUCGGUUAAAAUUCUGGAACGAUGUCUACAAAAAGUACCUCAACGUGCCGCUGUUUUGACGAUGGAUAGAAGGCUGUGAACGUAUUGUAAACAAAAAAAAUGUUCAAAAUAUUUUUUAAGUUGAAUUUAAAGUGGUGAUUACUAUUUAUCAAUGUUGUUACAAGACUGGGAUGACGGAGGAUAAAAUAAACAAGGUAAAUGAAGCAUCUUUAA
Molecule: messenger RNA, 2138 nt
Organism: Thrips palmi
Lineage: Eukaryota; Metazoa; Arthropoda; Insecta; Thysanoptera; Thripidae
Product: juvenile hormone esterase-like
Exons: 13
Coding region: 152-1984 (610 amino acids)
Source: RefSeq, a predicted model, not a curated record